Labrus bergylta (ballan wrasse) is the source of this 3331-nucleotide messenger RNA. The record is from RefSeq and is a predicted model, not a curated record. NCBI's taxonomy places the organism in Eukaryota, Metazoa, Chordata, Actinopteri, Labriformes, Labridae.
UCCUGUCACUCUGAUCAACUUCUGGCCCGUAGACCAUGCACCCGGAUCGUCCCCUCAGCUCUCACAUGACGACACACACACUCGGAUCGAGCACUACGCCAACCGGUUAGCAGAAAUGGAGAAUCGUAAUGGCUCUUAUCUGAAUGACAGUAUCUCACCCAAUGAAAGCAUCGAUGACGAGCACAUGUUGAUCCAGCACUACUGCCAGUCUCUGAACCAAGGCUCUCCCCUCAGCCAACCUCGCAGCCCCGCCCAGAUCCUCAUCUCCAUGGAAACGGAGGAAAAGGGAGAGCUGGAGAGGGUCCUCAAUGACCUGGAGCAGGAGAACAGGAAGCUGCAGUCCGAGUACGACCGUCUGAAGAAGGCCCACGACAGGAAGGGCCUGUCCCCGCUGCCGUCGCCCCCAGAGAUGCUCCCGGUGUCGCCGCAGAGCGCACGCGAUGCCGAGCUCAUCGCGGAGGCCAAACUGCUGCGGCAGCACAAAGGGCGGCUGGAGGCCCGCAUGCAGAUACUGGAGGACCACAACAAACAGCUGGAGUCACAACUGCACAGGCUGAGACAGCUGCUGGAGCAGACGGAUUCCAAGGUGAACGGCACAGCUCUGUCCUCUCCCUCCACCUCCUCUCAGCGCUCCGACUCCUCCCUCCCUCUGCUCCGCGUGGCUGCCAGCCAGACUACUGAUACAAUGGGUGACGAUGAGCUGUCCAGCCCUUCCCAAGAUGCAUCUGGGCUGGAGGAAGUGAUGGAACAGCUCAACAAUUCUUUCCCUCAUAGUCAGGGAGGGAGAAGGGGACACCCAUGAGAGGUCCCAGUAUUGGCAGUUUGUUCCACAUGGCCGAUGAUCUGGGCCGCGCCAUGGAGUCACUGGUCAGCGUGAUGACAGACGAGCAGAGCGCCGAACAGCACGAGGCCCUGCCCUUCUGAUCCCACCUCCCGACUUCAACCUUCAAUCUCCCCCCUCCUCCCCCCUCCUGUGCUCCCUCCCUCCCUACCUGUCGCAUGCUUUUCUAGUCAAAACAACUGGAUCGGAAACACAGUUUACAAAGAGAAUAUAUAACGUCUAUUUUUGUGAAGGAUUGCGGUUCAAGCAACGACGCGUAUAAAAACAAAAGAAAAAAAUUAUAACUUGUAGAUUUCAGUAGUUUCUUAAAACGUCCUGAAGUUGUUUUAUUAUUAACAGAGGCUGGUUUUUAAACUUCUAUGCAAUUGUAUAAAACAAGAUUGGGUCGGGGAGGGGUAGGGACAAUGAGAGAUGAGAUACAAACAAGCGUGUUCAGUGUGUUCGAAUAUUUGCCAUCUCUUUGUAACCGGGGAAAAAGCAAAAGCAUUUCAGACAUUUGUAUCAAAAAAAAAAAAAAAAAGAAUGAUUGUAAUCAUAAGGGUGCUUUCUAAGAGGAAAAUGUCUUUCUAAAACAGCGUACACUACUGUCAAGGUAAUGCAGGCAUCCUGGAUCUUUACAGUACGUUGUCUGUGAGAUUGUGUGUGUGUGUGUGUGUGUGUGUGUGUGUGUGUGUGUAUACGUGUGUGUGUGUGUGUGUGUGUGUGUGUGUGUGUGUGUGGUGGUGCCUAAUAUCCACAUUACAUUGCAGCUUUUUUCCUUUAUGUUUUGGCUUUGGCUCAACAAGCUCAUGUUAUUGAGUUCCUCAUCUAUCCAUUCAUCCGUCCAACAAUUUGUUCAUCCAUCCUCCCUUUUGCCAACAUCUCUAUGGCAACGGUUUUUAUCACUGUGUUUUUUUUUUUGUUUUUUUUUUCCAGCACAGUGUACUGUGUGCAUAAACAGCAGUAUAAUUGGCCCGAUUCAGAACUGAGAGUCAACAAGGUCACUUCAGAACGAACGCAUAUAAUGAGAAAUAAUUACACACCUUUGGACAGAAAAACAAAUCUAGGUCUGUUUUUGUAUUUAAUUUAAAAGCGAUAUCUAUAAAUGUGAGUUAAUGAAUCAAAAACAUGUGGAAUUGUAUAUCUGUUGAAAUAUUAAUUGUUUAACAAAUGUCUUUAAUGAUAUUAAUGUGAUUUUAACCCCAAAGACUUUGAGAAAAGUUGUAAGUUGAGUCGUAGAUUUUUACAUUAAAGGUCAAAUAAAAACAGCCGAGGCUGACUCUCUGCCCUUAGUUCUUAAGUUUUUAAAAACUCUUGAGCCGACAUUUCCCAUAAUGCAAUUAACACCCAACUCUUCUACGUCAACACCAAAGAAUCCCCCUUUAAAAUGACAGAAUAUGUAAUACAAUGAUUCAUGUUUUUCAGAGUAAAGUCUUCUGGUCUGCUUCAAUAAUUCGGCCGUUUAUAUUCAGUUCUGCAUCGGGCCUUUUCAGAAUCCUCCAGAAAGACAAUUUAAAGAAAGAAAAAGGUCCUUAUCAUUGCACUGACAUCUAAGUUCUGGAUUUAUCAAACAUUUGUAACACUAAGAAUCUUUCUUUGGUCUCUCUGGGGCCUGUAGAGAACACACAGCACACUGCUCUGAGUAUUGGAUUACACUUUCUCUUUGAGAGUUUCUCCACAUUAGCUGAACUGUAAGAGGAAUUUAGAAGAAUGUGACUUUAAAUUGAAUCCGAGCACUGCAGUGUUACAAGGCUGCUAGAUGAGAUUAUUUUUGGAUGAAUCCUUCUGUUUGGACGAUUUUAACAGAGAAAUAUUUGAGUUCUAGGAGGCCCAGUAACGUAAGCUCUACCUCGUAUGAAUGGUCCGGAGGCUACUUCUCUACUGUAUCAAUCCCACACCUUUAUCAGAUUGUUGAUCAUUCAUUGACAGGAUAUUGAUUCAUGUUCUUCUGCACUGUAGGAGCCUUUGAUCUGAAUGUUCAGAGGCUUUUUUCAUCUCUAACAGAGAUUUCUACAACUACAAAGAACCAUUUCACACAAAUACAAAGACUCCGUGUGCACUACUGUCAUACCUGCGACUUACUAGAUAUUUGUUUUACGUGUGGAGGAUGCAUUAAUCUAGCAGAGUGUUCCAUUUUGUCUUUGGUUGAAAAGGCUUUUUUUGUUUUGUGCCGUGUGAGGUGUUACAAUAUUAGCAUGUGUGACUACAUGGACGCCAUCUUUAUUUAAUGUGCAGCCACUCUGUGCGAGCAUCGUGGCGUUCUACACCUGUGUGUUUUUGGCAUCAUAUCCUCUCAGCAUGAGCCAAAAGGGUUUCGUUUUGAUCCAGACACUGAAUAUGAUUGAUUGUUUUGUUUUUCUCAUUUCUAAUAAUUGUUUCAUACUCGCAUCGUUUUUCCAAUAACGCGUCAAUACUUCACAACAUAUCAGAUUCCACCAAAUAUAUGCCUUACUACUGUAUUAUAAACUGCUUUACUGUAUAUCAAUAAAGCACGCAGACAUGUUGACUUGA